CCUCCUGCAGGUUGUUGUCACAAUGUUCAAUUAUCAACAAUUUCGGCACAUCGGGGCACCUGGAUGGCAGCUUGGGUGGACAUGGGCAAAAAAGGAGGUUAUAUGGUCAAUGGUUGGGGCUCAGACCACUGAACAGGGUGACUGCUCAAAGUUCAAGGGCAACACCCCCCAUUGCUGCAAGAAAGAUCCAACAAUUGUUGAUUUACUUCCAGGCACUCCAUACAACAUGCAAAUUGCAAAUUGCUGCAAGGCAGGAGUUAUAAAUACCUUUAACCAGGACCCAGCAAAUGUUGCUUCCUCCUUCCAGAUCAGUUUUGGUCUUGCUGGAACUACCAAUAAAACUGUUAAGGUGCCGAAGAACUUCACUCUUAAGACUCCAGGCCCUGGGUACACAUGUGGGCGUGCUAUUGUUGGCAGGCCAACGAAGUUUUUAUCUACGGAUGGGCGAAGGGUAACCCAAGCUCUAAUGACAUGGAAUGUGACCUGCACAUAUUCCCAAUUUCUUGCUCAGAAGACUCUGUCCUGCUGUGUAUCUCUCUCAUCAUUUUAUAAUGACACAAUUGUGAACUGCCCGACAUGCUCAUGUGGCUGCCAGAACCCAAGUGGGUCAAACUGUGUGAACGAGGAUUCACCUAAUCUACAAUCCGCAAUUGAUGGUCCUCUUUUACCAGGCGAGCAAUUGUUGAUAAUGUAGAAGGCUGCUGAAUGUAUUUGUUCCUUUCCAUAAGGAACCCACAUACAUUGUUUUUUUAAACCAAAAUGACAUAUAUUAGUCAUGUAAAAUUACAAUUGCCUUAGAUUCUGUCAGUUUCUCCUUU
Zea mays is the source of this 818-nucleotide messenger RNA. Its product is annotated as COBRA-like protein 3. NCBI's taxonomy places the organism in Eukaryota, Viridiplantae, Streptophyta, Magnoliopsida, Poales, Poaceae. Gene Ontology annotation, cellular component: plasma membrane. The transcript is spliced from 3 exons. The record is from RefSeq and is a predicted model, not a curated record. Gene Ontology annotation, biological process: cellulose microfibril organization; plant-type cell wall cellulose biosynthetic process. Bases 23 to 694 code for a protein of 223 amino acids.